AGCAACUUCCGGGAAGGGAAUUGUUUUCAUUUUCAUUAUCUCUAAACGCAGUGACCUUAGUUUAUGCCUCACAAAUAAGAUUUCAAAACGUUUUGUUUCACCGAAUUGUCGUUGGGAUUGCUAAGCGAUUCGGAAAACUGACGCUGGUUGGGUUCUAUAACCUUCGGUGGUGCAAACUUCAACAGCUGUAAUGGCACCCCCAAGGAAGCGUGCCUUGCCCAGACCCCUCCCAGAUGACUUCAUACUGACAGACACUGAUAAAAAGAAAUGGAGGCUGGGGAAGAUCAUCGGUCAAGGAGGCUUUGGACUGAUUUAUCUGGCCUCCCAGGAUAUAAGCAGGCCUGUUGGAUCAGACACAGACUUUGUCAUAAAAGUGGAGUAUCAUGAGAAUGGCCCCUUGUUCUCUGAGCUCAAGUUCUACCAGAGAGCAGCCAAACCAGAGAGCGUGCACAAAUGGAAGAAAGGAAAGAAGCUGAGCUUUUUGGGUAUCCCGACAUACUGGGGAUCAGGACUGGCCGAAUACAAGAAUCUUCGGUACCGUUUCAUGGCCAUGGACCGGCUGGGUUGUGACCUUCAGCAAGUCUGUGAGCGCAACGGAGGUCGACUGAAGAAGAGCACUGUACUCCAGAUUGGUAAAAGACUGGUGGAUGUUCUGGAGUAUAUUCAUGAAAACGAGUAUGUCCAUGCUGACAUCAAAGCUGCCAACAUCAUGUUGGGUUACAGAGACCUGGACCAGGUUUACCUUGCAGACUAUGGACUCUCCUAUAGAUAUGCCCCUGAUGGAGUCCAUAAAGAAUACAAGGAAAACCCAAAGAAGGGCCAUAAUGGAACAAUUGAGUACACCAGCCUUGAUGCCCACAAUGGAGUUGCGCCUUCAAGACGUGGUGACCUCCAGAUCUUGGGGUUUUGUCUUCUUCACUGGUUAUGUGGGUCACUACCCUGGGACAACGUCCUCAAAAACCCCAUUCAGGUGCAAGAGGCCAAAACCAUACUGAUGGAUAAUCUUCCAGGCUCGGUUCAGCAGCUGUCAGUGAGUGGAGCCAGCACAGAUGAGCUAGCUGAGUUUCUGAUUUAUGUGAGAACUCUGGACUACGACGAUAAGCCUGACUACGAGCUUCUUAAAGAGCUGUUGCACUGUCGUGUCAAAGGAGGACUUGACCUGUCUGUGCCUGAAGGUCACCAAAGGUCAGCUGCCAAGGAGUCUUCUAAAAGAGAGAAGCAUCAGAAAGGAGGAACAGCUAGAGGGUCUUGCAGAGCCAAGCUGGAUGAUGAAGAACUGGAACGCCCAAAGUCCAAACCGGUGUCAGCGCGCCACAUACGGGGCCUACCCCCCACUAAAUCCAGUGAGAACAAAGAGGUUUCUCCUUCUAGAAAGUAUUUACUGAGGCCGAGGCUCCCAUGUAUGUAUGAAGAAAACGAAGACAGUGAGGAGGAGUAUGAGGAGGAAGAGAAGGAUGUCAGACCCAAACGUAUUUCUGCAUGCUACCUGAGAGGUCCUCCCAUUGGCCCUGCAGAUCAGCCCAAACAGAGUACUAAAUCCAAAAGACCUGACAACAAAACAGACGAGCAGACCAGGACCAUGGCGAGACGAGAACAUCAACGCAGCCUCCAUAGCGGGGAACGGUGUGACAGGGAGAGACAGAUGCAUGAUGGGGAUUACAGAGAAUGCUGGGAUGAAAGGCCGCGUCAGAAUGGAGGGCGGUACUGCGAUAUCCAUUCAAAGUACAGCCAGAUCAUGUCAGAGUGCAAACCUGCCACCGUACAGAGAAACUCCUGGAAGUCCAGGUUUGUCUGUGUGGGAUUCAUCCUGCUGGUGGGAGCUGCUUUUUUCUUCGCUGAAGUUCAAUUCAAUAGCAUAAGUGACUUAUUUAGCAGGUAGAAGGUCAUUUUCU
Molecule: messenger RNA, 1892 nt
Organism: Xiphophorus maculatus (southern platyfish)
Lineage: Eukaryota; Metazoa; Chordata; Actinopteri; Cyprinodontiformes; Poeciliidae
Gene: vrk2
Product: vaccinia related kinase 2
Exons: 14
Coding region: 191-1879 (562 amino acids)
Biological process (GO): peptidyl-serine phosphorylation; signal transduction
Cellular component (GO): nucleus; cytoplasm
Molecular function (GO): protein serine/threonine kinase activity; ATP binding
Source: RefSeq, a predicted model, not a curated record